Anthonomus grandis grandis is the source of this 1491-nucleotide messenger RNA. It is a transcript of the gene lwr, whose product is annotated as SUMO-conjugating enzyme UBC9-B. Gene Ontology annotation, molecular function: SUMO conjugating enzyme activity. The record is from RefSeq and is a predicted model, not a curated record. The coding region runs from base 167 to 649 and encodes 160 amino acids. Gene Ontology annotation, biological process: protein sumoylation. The transcript is spliced from 4 exons. Lineage: Eukaryota; Metazoa; Arthropoda; Insecta; Coleoptera; Curculionidae. Gene Ontology annotation, cellular component: nucleus.
CAAUUAAGACAGUGACAGCUUUGACAUUGACAGUGACGGACAAGAGUUCCCUUUUCAUCCAUCGGUGUGCGGCGUCGCUUUUGCAAUUUUGCUUGCCAUUUCCUGAAAAAAACCAAGAAACGAGGAAAGAACAAAAUAUUUUAAAUUAAGAAAAUACAGUAAAAACAUGUCCGGAAUUGCAGCUACACGUCUUGCAGAAGAAAGGAAAGCAUGGCGCAAAGAUCACCCCUUUGGAUUCGUCGCUCGUCCGUCCAAAAACGCAGACGGAUCCUUGAAUCUGAUGAACUGGGAAUGCUCUAUUCCUGGAAAGAAAGGCACACCCUGGGAAGAGGGACAUUAUAAAUUAAGAAUGCUAUUUAAAGAAGAUUACCCCACCAGUCCACCAAAGUGCAAGUUUGAGCCACCCUUGUUUCACCCUAAUGUCUACCCUUCUGGGACAGUAUGCUUGUCUCUUCUUGAUGAAGACAAGGAUUGGCGCCCAGCAAUUACCAUCAAACAAAUCCUGUUAGGUAUUCAAGACUUACUCAACGAGCCGAACGUUAAAGAUCCCGCACAAGCAGAAGCAUACACGAUCUACUGUCAAAACCGUCUUGAAUACGAGAAACGAGUUAAGGCCCAGGCGCGGGCCAUGAGCCACCAAGAAUUGUAAAAUAAAUUUUGAAAUUAUCACUGUUAGGUUAAUGAAACUAUGUUGGUAGCCAUUUCGAGUCUUUUAAGCCAAUUAUUGGGAUCGGUCGUUUUUCAGUAGUCAACUCAAGUUCGCAGUAUUGAUUAUCAGUCAUAAUUUUCUGGGACGAGAAGUCUAUGACUUAAAUGUAAAAUCUGUCUGUAUAUGGUAACAUGGUGCUCCUUAAUGACUUACCUAGCUGUGAAAGCAACUCUUUAACUGUCGUGUCUUUAAAACUAAACGUUAUACGUUGACGUGCUUAAAUAUUAGGGCAUUCAGUAACACCCUGUAUAAUAUACAGUUUCAGUUCAUAUUUUGCUAAUUUAAAUUUCUUCACCAGCAAGCUACCAUUAUAAGAUUGGUAACCUACAAAAAUUGAGGGAGUUAUUGGUCCUUAAUGUCAGCCAUUGUUUAAUAAAAAUACCAAUAGGAUCAAACGAAUGAAUGAGACAGAUUAAACUGACAUUAAGGACAAAUAAUUUAUAAGAAUUUGUGUACUAAACAUAAACGUUUGAAUUGGAAACAAUAUAUAUCGGUUCCGUUCGAAUGUACAUUUCCAAUUUAACUUUAAGCAAAAUGUCAGAAACUUUCUUGUUUUAGCGAUUAUUAACUCGUUUCGAUUCUAAAAUAAAAACGUUUAGUACCGGUACUUUUAGUUAUUUAAUUCUAAGGUAAUUUAAGGAAUAUUUUUGUAUUUUGUCUCCUGCUGGUAUUCGGAAGAUCUAGUAUUUAUAUCUAAUAAUAAAAAUUUUCUCACUUAAUUGUAUACAUUUUCAUUUUUUUUCUUGUCAGUACUUAGAAUAAUAAAUUGGCAUUUUAUUAUA